AUGGGCUCCCAAGUGGAUUCUUCCCCAGCUGCGUCUCCAGUCAGUCCUCAGAGACCGGUGAAGCGGGGCCCUGGAAUUACAGACGGCCAGACGCAGAUCACGAAGUCCGCUGCUCGAAUCUCGGCGCCUGGCACACUGCCCGGCGCACAGGGGCCGCCCAACAAAUGCAGCGGCAGCGGGAGCAUCGGCCGCCGCCCACGGCGCAAGUGGGAGGUGUUCCCGGGCCGCAACCGCUUCUACUGCGGCGGCCGCCUCAUGCUGGCCGGCCACGGCGGCGUCUUCGCGCUCACGCUGCUGCUCAUCCUCACCACCACCGUCCUCUUUUUCGUCUUCGACUGUCCCUUCCUGGCCCGCCAACUGACCCUCGCCAUCCCCAUCAUCGCUGCCAUCCUCUUCUUCUUCGUCAUGAGCUGCCUGCUGCAGACAAGUUUCACCGACCCUGGGAUCCUGCCCCGGGCCACCGUCUGUGAGGCAGCCGCCCUGGAGAAACAGAUUGACAACACAGGCAGUUCCACGUACCGGCCACCGCCUCGGACCCGGGAGGUGAUGAUCAAUGGGCAGAUGGUGAAGCUGAAGUAUUGCUUCACCUGCAAGAUGUUUCGGCCGCCCCGGACCUCACACUGCAGCGUCUGCGAUAACUGUGUGGAGCGGUUUGACCAUCACUGCCCCUGGGUGGGCAACUGUGUGGGGAGACGGAACUACCGCUUCUUCUAUGCGUUUAUUCUCUCCCUCUCGUUCCUGACGGCCUUCAUCUUUGCCUGCGUGGUCACCCACCUGACACUGCGCUCUCAGGGAAGCAACUUCCUCUCCACUCUGAAGGAGACACCAGCGAGUGUGCUGGAGUUGGUGAUCUGCUUCUUCUCCAUCUGGUCCAUCCUGGGCCUCUCAGGGUUUCACACUUACCUCGUCGCCUCCAACCUGACAACUAAUGAAGACAUCAAAGGGUCAUGGUCCAGCAAGAGGGGCGGUGAGGCCUCCGUCAAUCCCUACAGCCAUAAAAGUAUUAUCACCAACUGCUGUGCUGUGCUCUGUGGCCCCCUACCUCCCAGCCUGAUUGACCGGAGGGGGUUUGUGCAGUCCGACACCGUGUUGCCCUCGCCCAUCAGAAGUGACGAGCCAGCCUGCGGAGCCAAGCCCGAUGCCAGCAUGGAGGACACCUGUCAGGAUUUUGCCAUCUCCUGCACAGCCUGAGGGGAGCUAACAGGCCUCUUUGCAGAGGGUUAGCUGUGUGUGCGGGGGCUUAAGGACCUCCUGAGGACCGCUGUUCUCUGCCUUUCCAGGAGUGGCCUGGGGGGAGCCAGGCACCCGGCACCUCCACCUGCCUAACCUGUGGCCCAUCUGCCACCGUCUGUGCCUCCAGGGUCUGCCCCCAAGCCUGCCCCAUACGUGUGCUCUCUAGGGCACCCCCACAGGGGGCAAGGGCUGGCCUCUCUGCCCCACCCCUCCACGCUGGCCAGAGUGUAGAAAGCCAUAACGCAGCUGUCAGCACAAUGAUGUAAUACCAUGCUGAAAUCCGCCCUCCCCUCCUUCACUUUAUUUCCCCUUCCCCAGAUUUGUAAGGUGUCAAGAGUCUUUAGGAAUCUUGCCUUACAGCCUGCCCCCCCAGAAUCAGGCAUAGCCACAGUCGAGCUGAGCAGGUUUCUUCAGGAGCCGUCUGGGGUGUUGAUGGUUGAUGACGCUGCUGAACAAGUUUGGUGACUGUUCUAAGCACAACUGGUUUGACGCUGUUCCCACGGUCCCUUCCCCCCUCACCCGGAGUAGGUAGGACGUGAGGAGGAUGCUUGUACUCUGUGCUCCGAGCACUGAGGGAGCUCUGACAGCCCUGUGUUCUUCAGAGGAACUAAAGGAAACCGGGUCGGGCCUAGGAACCUCCACUGAGCCCACGACUGGGGGUGCUUGUCUGCUGUCCUGUACCUUUUUUAACCAAAAUAAAGAUUUCCCUCUUCUUGCCAUA
Ceratotherium simum simum (southern white rhinoceros) is the source of this 1954-nucleotide messenger RNA. It is a transcript of the gene ZDHHC18, whose product is annotated as zDHHC palmitoyltransferase 18. Gene Ontology annotation, cellular component: Golgi apparatus; endoplasmic reticulum. Gene Ontology annotation, molecular function: protein-cysteine S-palmitoyltransferase activity. The record is from RefSeq and is a predicted model, not a curated record. Gene Ontology annotation, biological process: protein targeting to membrane; peptidyl-L-cysteine S-palmitoylation. NCBI's taxonomy places the organism in Eukaryota, Metazoa, Chordata, Mammalia, Perissodactyla, Rhinocerotidae.